CUUUUCUAAAACUUAGCACUAGUUUAAAAAUCACUCCACUUCUAUAUACUGUGAGAUUAGAAAAUUUCAUCAGGAUGACUUUCUCUGCAAAGCAAUCCUAUGCCAAGUUCACACUUUCUAAUCACCUCCAACCAAAACCCUCGGCUCCAAAACCUCAACAAAUCGCACCAUUCCCGUCGAAAUUUGCCGAAAAAUCCAGCAAAACCGGCGUCUUAGCCCUAAAACGUCUAAACGUAUCUUCCUCUCUCCGAGGUUUUAACUACUUGGCUGGCUCGAAAGAUGUGAAGCCGCGAGAUUCAUUAGUCCCCUGCAAAGCCUAUGAAGCCCACCGAAUUGAACCGAUAAAAAUCAAUAUCGAAUUCGACGAGGAAGCUAGGGAAGUUGCAGCCGGAAAGCUUAAGAUUGGGAUCUACUUUGCAACAUGGUGGGCUUUGAACGUGGUAUUCAAUAUAUACAAUAAGAUGGUCCUCAAUGCCUUUCCGUUCCCUUGGCUCACUUCAACUCUGUCUUUGGCUGCUGGGUCUCUCAUGAUGCUGGUUUCUUGGGCUACAAAGAUCGCCGAGGCGCCAAAGACCGAUUUUAACUUCUGGAAAGCUCUGUUACCGGUGGCUGUGGCGCAUACAAUCGGGCAUGUGGCGGCAACUGUGAGCAUGUCAAAGGUUGCAGUUUCAUUCACGCACAUAAUCAAAAGCAGUGAGCCUGCUUUCAGUGUUCUGGUCUCCAGAUUUUUCCUGGGUGAUGCUUUUCCGCCGGGGGUGUACCUCUCUCUCCUCCCAAUUAUCGGCGGUUGUGGACUCGCCGCAGCCACCGAGCUCAAUUUCAACUUGACCGGGUUUAUGGGGGCCAUGAUAUCGAACUUGGCAUUCGUAUUUCGAAACAUAUUUUCGAAGAGAGGGAUGAAGGGGAAGUCCGUCGGAGGAAUGAACUAUUAUGCUUGCCUUUCUAUGAUGUCUCUUUUGAUUCUCACCCCAUUUGCUAUUGCUAUGGAGGGUCCCCAAGUCUGGGCUGCUGGCUGGGACAAAGCAGUUUCUCAAAUUGGACCAAAUUUCAUAUGGUGGGUUGCGGCACAGAGUGUAUUCUACCACUUGUACAAUCAAGUGUCAUACAUGUCCCUAAACGAGAUUUCGCCCUUGACAUUUAGCAUUGGGAAUACUAUGAAGAGGAUUUCUGUUAUAGUAGCUUCCAUCAUCAUCUUCCAAACGCCAAUACAACCGGUCAAUGCACUCGGAGCUGCCAUAGCAAUUUUUGGAACUUUUCUCUAUUCACAGGCAAAGAAGUAAAGACUAACCGGGCCCGAACAUUGCGUAAAUUGGUCUGAAAUUGACCAUGGAGAUUUGCAAGUUGAUGUUACGAAUUUGGGCUAGAGGCCACAGCAUCAGAAGUUGAAUAUCUCAUGUCAUGGACAGGGGAAAACCAACUAUUAGGACUAGAACAAGUUGUAGGGAGAGAGCAACACAAUAUUUUUUCCUACGUAAGAAUAAGUGAAAUUGCAGUAUGUCAUUGUUUCA
This is a messenger RNA of Rhododendron vialii, 1508 nucleotides long. RefSeq names its product glucose-6-phosphate/phosphate translocator 2, chloroplastic-like. Gene Ontology annotation, molecular function: antiporter activity; phosphoglycerate transmembrane transporter activity; triose-phosphate transmembrane transporter activity. The record is from RefSeq and is a predicted model, not a curated record. Gene Ontology annotation, biological process: transmembrane transport. The transcript is spliced from 5 exons. Gene Ontology annotation, cellular component: Golgi apparatus; membrane. Lineage: Eukaryota; Viridiplantae; Streptophyta; Magnoliopsida; Ericales; Ericaceae. Bases 75 to 1280 code for a protein of 401 amino acids.